Messenger RNA from Onychomys torridus (southern grasshopper mouse), 1343 nucleotides. RefSeq names its product sodium/potassium transporting ATPase interacting 3 (gene Nkain3). Bases 450 to 1106 code for a protein of 218 amino acids. The transcript has 7 exons. Gene Ontology annotation, biological process: regulation of sodium ion transport. NCBI's taxonomy places the organism in Eukaryota, Metazoa, Chordata, Mammalia, Rodentia, Cricetidae. The record is from RefSeq and is a predicted model, not a curated record.
GAGAGAGAGAGAGAGAGAGAGAGAGAGAGACUCGCAAGCACACAAGCUCACACGCCUACUCAGACAGCCCACCGCACUUUCCAGACGCCCACCUCCAGCACACUCCCCUCCCCUAAAAGGCAUUCACCCACUCACCAGCUGUAGCCUCUUUGGUCCCCCGCCCUCCCGCCCGGUUCCCCCACCCCAAGAAGCAGACCCGCGCGCUAGGAGGCAGGGACCCCCGGCAGUCUAGCGGCUUGGAGAGCCGCACUGACCUCCGCCUGCCCUGCGUGCAGAUUAACAAAGGCGGCGGCGAGCCCCAGCUUGACUGCUGCUAAUCGAAAGCUAGCCGCGGGGCCCAGAGCCUGCGCCGGGUCAGGAAGCGCAACGCCGGCUGCUCUGGAGUCAGACAACGUUGAUUGAGCUCGCAGACCUCUCUGGAGCCGCGCUGCUGGGACGCCGGCCACACCAUGGGCUGCUGCACCGGGCGCUGUUCGCUCAUCUGUCUCUGCGCGCUGCAGCUGCUUUCAGCCCUGGAGAGGCAAAUCUUUGACUUCCUUGGCUUCCAGUGGGCACCCAUCCUUGGAAAUUUCCUGCAUAUAAUAGUUGUCAUAUUGGGUUUAUUUGGAACCAUUCAGUAUAGGCCACGUUACAUCAUGGUGUAUACAGUGUGGACUGCCCUCUGGGUCACCUGGAAUGUGUUCAUCAUCUGCUUUUAUUUGGAAGUAGGUGGCCUCUCUAAGGACACAGAUCUGAUGACAUUCAACAUCUCUGUACAUCGGUCAUGGUGGAGGGAACAUGGACCUGGCUGUGUCCGGAGAGUGCUGCCACCAUCAGCCCAUGGCAUGAUGGAUGACUACACAUAUGUCUCAGUCACAGGCUGUGUCGUCGAUUUCCAGUACCUAGAGGUCAUCCACAGUGCUGUACAAAUACUGCUAUCUCUGCUUGGUUUUGUGUAUGCCUGUUACGUGAUCAGCAUUUCCAUGGAAGAAGAAGACACCUUUGAUUUCAUAGGUGGACUAGACGUGCACUCCCACUACCAGGAUCAUGUUGAGUUAAAGCCUGUUAAACCUGUCGAAAUAAGUAAUGACAUUGACUCUGAAAUGCGGCUCCUGGACUUGAGUUAGGGAACAAAGAACCACUGGCCUCUGGCACUGGGGAUCCUACAGCGUCACCUUCCUCCCAGACGGCAGGACUGCAACCCCUGCGGGCCAGCGAACAGGGAGCUGCAAGGUCUUUGGUCUCAGCCUGUGUGUAACAUUAGCCUUGUUUGCUAGAUGCGUUCUGGGUGUUUGGGUGGGUGUUUUUUUUAGUCAUCUUCUUCUUACAUGAGCACUUGUAAAUUGUAAAAACAAAACAAAACA